This is a messenger RNA of Trypanosoma grayi, 288 nucleotides long. RefSeq lists its product as hypothetical. The transcript has a single exon. Bases 1 to 288 code for a protein of 95 amino acids. The record is from RefSeq and is a predicted model, not a curated record. Lineage: Eukaryota; Euglenozoa; Kinetoplastea; Trypanosomatida; Trypanosomatidae.
AUGUCAGUGAACACAAGCGUCACGGGGUCUGUGGGCUCCUUCGGGGCGUUGUUGUUGUCACGGGAUUUACGGCCGCAGCAGAACAGCAGGAUCACAGCCACCGCAAUCAGCAGCAAUCCGCCAAUGACAGAGGAAGCAAUGAUUGCAACGUGCUCGAGCACUGUAAGGCCGCUGUCGGUAUCCGGCUCUGUGUACACCAUUGACGGUGUCACAGGGGAGAACAGCUCAGGCAACUCGGGGUCGAACACGCGGGCCAUCGACCACACAGAAAUACGCGUCGCUCCGUAG